GUGGCCGUGCUUGUGCGGUGUCGCAUCCCUCGUUGUGUUUUGAUUACGAUUCACGCUCGAAUACGAAAUCACCGGUCCUGGACGGGUUUUUGACCGCAGGUUCUUAGCGGAAUAGUUACGUGUUUCAACAUCUGAGAUGUCCCUGUUCCCGCAGCCUCGCUGGCUUCGCCGGUGGAUCCGUCGUCGGAUGAAUCCCCUGCCGGUGGACCGGGCCGCGCUGUGGAAGGGACGCAUUAGCCUGCUGUACAGCAUUUUGGCUUGGAAUGCCCUGGGGUGGGUCGGCUACAUGAUCUUCACCGGGCGCAACGAUUGGGCCAAGUACUACGGUUACAAGACGGAGGAGGAGGACAAGAUGCCGCAAGCCGUAAGAUUCGCCAAACAGCUUAAUUUGCCCAACGCCCACGUGAUGAAGUAUAGCGGGUUCAAGAAGACGGACGAAUAUGACCUGAAGGAUAAUGAGGUGGUCCGGAAGGGAGAUCAGUCGAAGGAAGUAUCAACAGAAGUUUCGGAAUAAACUUCUGGAAUUGCGGAGAAAGUUUUUUUUUUAUUUUGUAGAUAUUUUACAGCUGCCUACUUAGUAACUUGUUGAUAUAAAUACAUGAAAAUCAUCAAUUAA
This is a messenger RNA of Aedes albopictus (Asian tiger mosquito), 616 nucleotides long. RefSeq lists its product as uncharacterized. Lineage: Eukaryota; Metazoa; Arthropoda; Insecta; Diptera; Culicidae. The coding region runs from base 137 to 514 and encodes 125 amino acids. The record is from RefSeq and is a predicted model, not a curated record. The transcript is spliced from 2 exons.